Lactuca virosa is the source of this 300-nucleotide messenger RNA. Lineage: Eukaryota; Viridiplantae; Streptophyta; Magnoliopsida; Asterales; Asteraceae. The record is from the annotation of a GenBank genome assembly.
AUGGCCGACAAAUCAUCCACCAAUAACCGGAAGCCAAGUAGGUUACAGCGAAGAGCUCCAGCGUCCAUUCAGAUCAGUCCAGUCUCCAACUGGAACGUUGCGAUUCCUCUGCUAUCGCCUGUUGAGAAAACCAAUCGUAUGAGUAGUAGUUCAAAAGAGGAGUCGCGAAGAGCUGCUCAUACAGUGGUGGAGCCGGAAAAGAAACCGGUGGUGUAUAAGAAGUGGCAGCAUCCGGCGGAUCCGUUUUACUACGAGCCGGCACCUCCGUUUGUAUGUAGUGGUGUUGAGUUUAGGAGUUGA